GCGCGGUCGUCGUCGGGGGUGGCAGCGGUAGAGGGGGCGGCGGCCGUGGCGGCGGCGGGGACGGCAGCUGUGACAGCGGCGGCAGCGCGGGGCCUGGGACGGGGAGAAUGAGGCCGCGGCGGACCAGCGGCAGAGCCUCGUAGCGGAUAAGCAGCUCUCCCUCCCUGUUUCCCUUGGCCGAGUCAGGGGCGCGCGCGCGCGCGGCCGUCUGGAGCGGGCUCCCCACCCUCUACUCCCGCGACCCGCACAGUACCCCCACCCGGGCCCUGAGGAUGAUGAAGCUCAAGUCGAAUCAGACCCGUACCUAUGACGGCGACGGCUACAAGAAGCGGGCCGCGUGCCUGUGUUUCCGCAGCGAGAGCGAGGAAGAGGUGCUACUUGUGAGCAGCAGUCGCCAUCCAGACCGAUGGAUUGUCCCUGGAGGAGGCAUGGAGCCUGAGGAGGAGCCGAGUGUGGCAGCAGUCCGGGAAGUCUGCGAGGAGGCUGGAGUAAAAGGGACAUUGGGAAGAUUAGUUGGAAUUUUUGCGAACCAGGAGAGGAAGCACCGAACGUAUGUGUACGUGCUCAUUGUCACGGAAGUGCUGGAAGAUUGGGAGGACUCAGUCAACAUUGGAAGGAAGAGGGAAUGGUUUAAAAUAGAGGAUGCCAUAAAAGUGCUGCAGUACCACAAGCCCGUGCAGGCGUCGUACUUUGAAACGUUGAGGCAAGGCUAUUCGGCCAACAACGGCACCCCGGUCGUGGCCAGCGCGUUCUCGGUUUCUGCUCAGAGCUCCAUGUCAGGCAUCAGAUGACUGAAGACUUCCUGUCAGAGAAUGGAAAUUGGAAACGAGACUGAAGUGCAGCCCUUCCCUCUCACCCUUGCUCUUUCCACCUCUCCUCACAGGCCUCCUCUUUCAAAUAAGGCGUGAUGGGCAGCAGAGAAGGGUUUCUUGGUAAUGUUGCUGUUUGGUGUUAAGUGAUGGGGCUUUUGCUUCUCUUUUUAUUGAGGGGGGUGGGGGUGGGGUGUGUCAUUUGUAAGUACUUCUGUGCAUGAUGUGUCCCUCCCUUUCCACACCCCUACAAGCCUCUAAAAAGCGGCAAACAGCUUUCUCUCGCCUUGGAUUCUGAAGUAUUCCUGUUUGUCUCAUCCCAGCCCUGGCCAGACAUUUUUCUUUGAUUUUUCUUUUUUUUUUUUUUUUUAAUUAAAAGAUACCAGUAUGAGAUGAAACCUUUCAAGAAUUUGUUCUGUAAUGUGCUAUUAUUCAGUCCAGCAGGUCGGUCACUGUCACUGCAGGAUCCAUUGAUCUACACAUUAUGUACGGGGCAUAUAAUAUGUAAAUGACUUUAGAAGAGGAUUUGAACUGUUUAAAUUUUCCAAGGUUUUGUUUUGGUUUUUGUUUUUCAAAUUGGGGGUGUUUCUGAAACAGAGAGCCUCCCGAUUUCCAUUUUGUUUUUCAUUCUAGUGCUAGGUAAGUGUCCCUGUGCUGACUCUGCUCCCCGACAUCCACUGAGUUGUGUAGGGUCCGGGAGAAUGGUGGAGCUGCCUUCAUAGUGCGCCCGGGCCUCACAGCCUUCUGUGCUCCAAGCUCUGCUUCCAUGCCAAGAAAGAAACAGGAAGGAACCUAUUUAAUUUUCUAUUACCAAGCCAGGAGCAAAUGGCCUCAGCUCAGAUCUGGAGAAACAAUGAUAGAAAUUGAAUUCCUCCCCGCAUGUUGACAGUAGGGAUUUGAACUGGAUUCUUGGGAUUACUAUCUAAAAAACUGGAGCUCAAGCACUGUUCCUCUCCUGCUGGUUUGGGAUUUUUUCCAUAUGCUACUUAGCGCCGAGAACGGCCUCUCCUUGUGCACACACGCCUUACAGCGAGCCGACUGGACAUUGUCCUGUGCUCUGAAACAUGUGACUCGCCUUGGCAAGUGCAGCGGGACAGUCCUGUCCCCCACCCCCGGGCUGAGUUCCUGAAAAGUACACAGGAGCAAAGUUCGGGUGUUUGCUUGUCUUCGUAACGUUACAGCCCUUGUAACUGCAUCAUAGAGCACGCUCAGAAACACUGGAUCUGUCUCCCGCUGGGAUGUGAAAGGUCCGUCUUCUGCUGAGAAGUGAUACGAGAGAUGCUUAAUCAUUUACUAGAACAGCUGCAUAAUGCAUCGGCUCCCUGCAAACUGUCUUGUUGGGUUUUGACACAGGUUUCGUGCUGGCUUCGUUUGCCAAUUGUGUGGUUUAGUUGGGAAAUAAGCAGAAAGGGGUCUUGACAUACAGAGGUGUGACUGAGAGGGGAGACACUGAUCAGUCCCUGGCUCGGGACAGGAGUUGUUUGUUGCUACGCUCUUGGUGGCAUCUCCUUGUCAAAACAUAGCCGAGAUGUGAACCUAGAACCGUAGUUCUCUUUAUUUAAAAAGUCUAAUAAAUACUCAAACGUUGCAAAGCUUUUGCUCUUCCCUCCCACUAAAGAAAUGUAUGUAUCUGAUAGGCCUGUGUCAUUUAGUGUUCAGCAUUUGGGGGACAUCAGUUGGUGAAUUUAAAUUUUGCCAUCUACUCUUGGUUUGCAUCUUUCCUGCCAGUCUGAAACACAGAACCCAAACAGUGCUGGCAGUUUCCGUAGGAUUCCAUCCUGUCUCUGGAAAAGGAAUUCUAUCCCCACGUUGGGGUCCCAGUGGAUAGAAACCACACCUGGGAUUUGAGUCCAAAUGCCAACUCAGUGUUCACAUGUCCUACUUAAAAAUGAACACACUGCUGCUUGUUGCCUGAUUUAGAGCACCCUAAGGUUCUGUUCAAAUACAUAAAGGGGAAAAUAAAAUAAGUCCAACUGAGCACCAAGUGGCAUCCCAAAAGCACAUUCUUCCGAAUAAAUUCUACCUUUAUGAUUUGGAUUGAAAGUGCUUUGCAGGAAAACAGUCAGUACUCCUGAAAAGGGAACUGCAGUGUUAAUAGCAAUUUGUGCACUUUGUAAUGACCUGCAGGUGUUUUUCCUGGGUUGGUGUAACAAUAUACUAUCCUACAAAGGCCUGUUGGGAUUGUUGUUGGCGUCUUUGGGUCAGGAAAGUGAACUGUGCCAAGAAGUAUUUUUCGGUGACAUGAAUGGAUCUAUUAAUGCAGUUAACUGGAGAGAUUGUGCUGAUGCUUUCUUGAGUGACAAAAGGAGGCUUUGUCCACCACCAGAACUGGUGACACUGGUGAUGUUUUCUGUUGCACUGGGAUUCUGGUCAGCAGGGAUCGGUGUUUUUCCCUCCCUGGCACCAUAAACAGCAUGGCUGCCCUUACUGAUGUGUGGUCACAGCCCUUGGUGGUAGGUUAUUUAGACCGAUGGUUACAGUAAACAUACCUCUCCAAAGAAAGCGAGGAGAAACAAAAGAAAGCCCAAAAAUCACUGUUCUUGCAAAAUAUUUCAUUGACACUGAUUUGCCAGUAAUUCUGCAAGUACUUAAUCAGGCUUGACAAAGUUUCCUGUAUUCAGGACAGAAAGAAAGUCUCUUUCUCACAGUGAAUUUGCAUGUCCUAGAUUCUGGUUAUUACUAGGGCAUCCAUCAGAGUCCACCAUCCUCGGGAUGGAGAAAGAUAGCAAUGGAUUUUUUUUUCUUAAUUAAAAUUUGUUUUUAGUUUAUAAAUUACAGCCAUUGGGGAAACACCAGUGAGGUCAUGCCAUCUUUUUGGACCAGGACUUUUCGUGUGUGUGUGUGUGUGUGUGUGUGUGUGUGUGUGUGAGAGAGAGAGAGAGACAGAGAGACAGAGAGACAGAGAGACAGAGAGGGGCUACCCUCAGGAGUCAGCCGUGUUAGAUUAUUUGUAGCCCUCCAGAACAAUGCAGCCCAUGAAACAGGAGUCUUGAUUUUUCUUGUAGCUAACCUAACAGGAUGUAAACGUUCAUGAAUUGACUGUUUUGUUUUCACAAGUGUCUGCUGCUCCAUCUGCCCUGCGUGGAGAGGGCUCUCUCACUGAGAGGCCAUCUGGAGGGAUCAAAGAACGUGGAAGUGUCCCCCCUGUGCUGGGAGGGGGCCUGCCGCGGGAUUUCCGCCCUCUGCGGUGUGGCGCGCAGUUCUGUGGGCGCAGCCGGGAGGCGCUUCAGGCCUUACUUCUCUCAGCCUCUGGGGGCAGAGUGGGUCCUUGCCCUCUAGGAGUGUUUUGCAGCAGUUUCGGAAACAUAUUGCUACAUAGUCAGGUUCCUUCCUGUCAAAAAUAUGUUUUGAUAUUAGGAGUCAGCCCAGGGAAAGUCUCUAAGACUUGCUUAGAAGGAAAAAGUCACCUUUUGUUUUUAGAAGAAAAAAGUUCCACUCAGAACCGUUUUUCCUCGUUCUCCCCCCCUUUCUCUUCCCCACACCUAUUGCUCCUUGGGGCUCCUUCUGAGCCCAGCUGUGCGUUUCACACGUUGAACUUCACACAUUUGUCAUUUCCAUCUAGUGCUAUAUUAACGCCUUUGUUAGUCUCCCCACCUGAUGUUUUUUUUAAAAACAGCUUAGCCUGAGCCACAUUUUUUUAUUUUUAGUUUACAAAAAGGAUUUAAUAACUACAAUGUGAUUUUUGCCACAACUGUGAUUUUUAAUAUUUCUGAAGUGUUCUGUAAGCCCAUCUUAGUUGAGAGUAGAUUUAGAGUUAGAAGAAAUACCUGGAGAUGUGACCACAGUGGAGUGAAUUUUUGCUUUAAGGGAAAUGAGGGUGAACUGUUGACAGUUUUGCUUCAUCCUGGUCCCACAUCUGCAUUUCAGAAAAUAAUCAGCAUUUUUACCCCCCCCCC
Messenger RNA from Rhinolophus ferrumequinum (greater horseshoe bat), 4705 nucleotides. RefSeq names its product nudix hydrolase 3 (gene NUDT3). Lineage: Eukaryota; Metazoa; Chordata; Mammalia; Chiroptera; Rhinolophidae. Gene Ontology annotation, biological process: adenosine 5'-(hexahydrogen pentaphosphate) catabolic process; diphosphoinositol polyphosphate metabolic process; diadenosine pentaphosphate catabolic process. Gene Ontology annotation, cellular component: nucleus; cytoplasm. Gene Ontology annotation, molecular function: bis(5'-adenosyl)-pentaphosphatase activity; diphosphoinositol-polyphosphate diphosphatase activity; endopolyphosphatase activity. Bases 273 to 791 code for a protein of 172 amino acids. The transcript is spliced from 5 exons. The record is from RefSeq and is a predicted model, not a curated record.